Messenger RNA from Nematostella vectensis (starlet sea anemone), 1007 nucleotides. Its product is annotated as DNA-directed RNA polymerase II subunit RPB7. Gene Ontology annotation, biological process: positive regulation of nuclear-transcribed mRNA poly(A) tail shortening; positive regulation of translational initiation; transcription initiation at RNA polymerase II promoter. Gene Ontology annotation, molecular function: single-stranded DNA binding; translation initiation factor binding; single-stranded RNA binding. Lineage: Eukaryota; Metazoa; Cnidaria; Anthozoa; Actiniaria; Edwardsiidae. Gene Ontology annotation, cellular component: RNA polymerase II, core complex; P-body. The transcript is spliced from 9 exons. The coding region runs from base 101 to 619 and encodes 172 amino acids. The record is from RefSeq and is a predicted model, not a curated record.
UAACGGCUUGGUUUCAGGCCUGGUUCCUCAGGCUCAUCGGUCCAAAAAACAGACUUCACAAAUAAAGAAGAAUCACUGAUCAAAUUGUCAGAAUAUUGUUAUGUUUUAUCAUAUUUCCUUGGAACAUGAGAUCUUGCUACAUCCACGCUAUUUCGGGCCAAACUUGCUUCAGACCGUCAAGCAAAAGCUGUUUACCGAAGUAGAGGGGACAUGCAGCGGCAAGUAUGGGUUUAUUAUUGCUGUAACGACGAUAGACAAUAUUGGUGUAGGACACAUACAGCCUGGAAGAGGAUUUGUUGUCUAUCCUGUCAAGUAUAAGGCCAUUGUCUUCAGACCUUUUAAGGGGGAAGUUCUAGAUGCAGUUAUCACCCAAGUAAAUAAGCUUGGUCUUUUUACAGAAAUUGGACCAUUAUCUUGUUUUGUUUCAAGACAUUCCAUACCACCAGAUAUGGAGUUUGAUCCCAACUCUAAUCCUCCUUGCUACAAAACUAAAGAUGAGGAUGUAGUGUACCAGCAAGAUGAUGAAAUAAGGCUUAGAGUUGUUGGAACAAGAGUAGAUGCUAAUGAUAUUUUCGCCAUUGGUUCUUUGAUGGAUGAUUAUUUAGGUUCAUCAGGAUAAGCUUACAACAAUGCUUCAGGUCCUUGCCCCGGACUUGCCUCAGUAACACUGAAGUGCUUACAAAACAUAUCUAGAUCUAUUUGAGAAAGACAUGUGCUGGGUCUAGUAUACUGCUCAACGCUAUCCAGGUCACCUAAACCCAUCUAAUGAAGACACAGUGUCUGUUGUGUUCUUUGGAAGACCUAAGAUCAUGCCUAUGGAUUCCCUGCUAGCAGAGGCCUCUUUUCUCUGUAUUUCGCUGGGCUGGCUAAAUACAGAAAAAAAGAGGCCUCUGCUAGCAGGAAAGCCUAUGGUGUAUAUAUUAGUCGUUUUAUCCAGUUUUCUCACUUAGUGUACAUAAUUUUCUUACCUUCUUUGCUUUUGGUUAAUAAAAAUGCAAAUACCUGUU